UUGUGAUCGGCUUCAGGAGACACACAAACCACAGGAUGGCCUCCUGUGUGUUUUCCCUCCUCUUCUUGAUCUUCCUGUUUCCCACCAUUGCUGCCGCCAAUCCCACUGGCCUCAAAGUGCGAGUCACAGACAAAGCGCAGAAUGUUUUGAAGGAUGUUGGUCUGGCGUUUGUGGAGGAGGUGGUUAACAGACCUCUUCCUGACUUCCCAUGGAAGUGGGGGUUCCUGAGUGCAACCAUCAAAAGGUUGACAAUAACUCAUCUUCAUGCAGAUCCAGGUCAGAUGGUUCUUCGUUUCCAAAAAAAUUCUGGUCUCCAUUUUACAAUCAGGAACCUGUACUUCAAAGUGGAGCUUGAACGAUCCAUUGCUGUGCACAUAUUAUGGACUAAGUUCAAAGUUGACACAAGGAGAGUGGUCUUUGGGGGAGAAGGUGUGAGCGCCACGAUCGGAGUGAACCCGUAUCGAAAGGGAAACGGUCGCCUGAAUGUCGCAAUACCCUACUGUCAUAUCAGAGCUGAUCACAUCCACAUGAGGCACAGCGGCAUUCUGGGGCCUAUCUGGGACUUACUCAGACCACUUGCCCACUACCUCUUCAACACCAGGCUCUGUUCUGCCAUUCAGAGGAUCAUCCUGCCUAAUAUUAACACCAUGUUGGCGGGUGUCAGCACGACACUGAAACUGCAUGAUGGCUACUACAUCGACUACUCUCUGAGCGGAGAUAUCAGAACGACCUUCUUCAGCCUCGAUGUGCCUUUUAGAGGUUUGGUGUUCAGGCAGGGGGUGACUAUGGACAUCAAGUCAAUAAAAACAGGCACAGAACCAGUUUUCAAAGAAAAUUACAAAAUGGCUUAUGUGGGCAUCUCUGAGUUCGUCUUCAACAGUGCCGCCAUGUCGCUCUACAGAUCAGGACCCCUUAAACUCCAGAUUCCACAGAUAGAUCCAUCAACAAAUCGUAUUCUGGAAACUGUGGGACUUCCUGUGGGUCCUGUGAAAGUGAAGCUCACUAAGCCUCCGAUUGUCAGCAUCCGUCAAAGCGGACUCACCGUCUACGUGAAGGCCAGAGCACAAUCUCUAGUUAAACAACGUCUAACACCUCUUCCUUUGACCUGUCAGGUUGAUCUGAAGGUCAAUAUCAGAGGAAAACAUCUGGAUCUUCUCUCUAAAGAUGCCAAGUGUAAAGUCCAACCUCAAACAUUUGGGGGAAAACUUGUGGCGCCACUUGUUAACAUCGGCCUCAACAGAAAGAUCACAGAUGAUCUGAUGCGCUACUUUGAUGAAGGAUUAGUGGUCCCUCUUCCAAAAGGAGUCUUCCUCACUCAGGGAAACAUCGACUAUCAAAAUGGCUUCCUGGUGAUCGGAGGGAACCUGAAGCUGACUCCUGCAGAGAGGAAGAACGUGGUGAGAGGAUUUGGUAAAAAGACAGAGCUGUGACUGUGAAGAAUCUCAGCAGCUCAGUGAUGAACCCGACUCCUUCCUGUUUCUGAUUUCAGUCUUACAGUUCAGAUACUGUGGCACCAGUAAAGGUACCAGCAGAAAUACUGUUAGCAGUCAGAGCUCCGUACUCUGCUGCAGGUUUUUAAUUUUACUAGUUUCUGAUUCUUUCUCUGCAAUAAAAAGCUUCAGCAUCA
Molecule: messenger RNA, 1627 nt
Organism: Lates calcarifer (barramundi perch)
Lineage: Eukaryota; Metazoa; Chordata; Actinopteri; Centropomidae
Product: phospholipid transfer protein
Exons: 15
Coding region: 36-1430 (464 amino acids)
Molecular function (GO): lipid binding
Source: RefSeq, a predicted model, not a curated record